CAUUUAUCAUUUCUCCAGUCGGCCAACAAGUGGCAGCUGCCAAAAAGGUUUUGUGUUCAACGGAGACGGGACAGGGAGAAACCAGCAAGAAGACUGCACCCUCAGGAGCUGGCUGUCCCUGUGCAGCUGGAUGGGGAUACAAAGCAGAGAAGCAGAGACAGAGGACCAGGGCACCGAAGAAAGCCAAGAAGCGGAUAGAGGGAGGGAGCUCCAAUGUGUUCUCCAUGUUUGAGCAGACCCAGAUCCAGGAGUUCAAGGAGGCCUUCACAAUCAUGGACCAGAACAGAGAUGGCUUCAUUGACAAGAAUGACCUAAGAGACACAUUUGCUGCCCUAGGACGUGUGAACGUGAAAAAUGAAGAGAUUGAUGAAAUGAUCAAAGAGGCUCCAGGUCCAAUUAACUUCACUGUGUUCCUCACGAUGUUUGGGGAGAAACUUAAAGGGGCUGACCCCGAGGAGACCAUUCUCAAUGCAUUCAAGGUGUUUGAUCCUGAAGGCAAAGGGUCGCUGAAGGCUGACUAUGUCCGGGAGAUGCUGACCACACAAGCAGAGAGGUUCUCUAAAGAGGAGAUCGACCAGAUGUUCGCAGCUUUUCCCCCUGACGUCACUGGCAAUCUUGAUUAUAAGAAUUUGGUCCACAUCAUCACCCACGGAGAAGAGAAGGACUAAGCCUUGAACCACAGCCUUGGGUGACUUACGGCCCCCUCUCCAUCCCCAGUCCCUGCUGCCCCAGCCUGCAGGUGUGCACCAUCCCAGGGUUGUGUGCAAAUAAACAGGAAGUCUUGGA
This is a messenger RNA of Mastomys coucha (southern multimammate mouse), 786 nucleotides long. It is a transcript of the gene Myl2, whose product is annotated as myosin light chain 2. The coding region runs from base 225 to 668 and encodes 147 amino acids. The transcript is spliced from 7 exons. Lineage: Eukaryota; Metazoa; Chordata; Mammalia; Rodentia; Muridae. The record is from RefSeq and is a predicted model, not a curated record. Gene Ontology annotation, biological process: muscle cell fate specification; heart development; cardiac muscle contraction. Gene Ontology annotation, molecular function: calcium ion binding. Gene Ontology annotation, cellular component: myofibril; cytoplasm.